This is a messenger RNA of Sphaerulina musiva SO2202, 1704 nucleotides long. RefSeq lists its product as uncharacterized. The record is from RefSeq and is a predicted model, not a curated record. The transcript is spliced from 2 exons. Gene Ontology annotation, molecular function: protein binding. Bases 1 to 1704 code for a protein of 567 amino acids. NCBI's taxonomy places the organism in Eukaryota, Fungi, Ascomycota, Dothideomycetes, Mycosphaerellales, Mycosphaerellaceae.
AUGGCGAAGCGGGCACACGAUGAGGACGCCGGGAGUGAAGAGCCUGUACCAAAGCGGCCGCGAACAUCUUCAACAGAUCGUUUGUCGUCACUGAGUGACGAGCUGCUUCUGAAGGUGCUCGCCUUGUUCUCAGUCUCACAGCUCGUAGUGUGCCAGAGGAUAUCGCACAAGUUCCGCAAACUUGCUGGAGAUGGGCAGUUAUGGAAAGCACAAUUCUACAACCGAUUCGUACGACCGCGAGCGAGCAGACUGCCUGGAUUGAAAGAGCAUGGAUCAUUCAACGAUAGUCUGCACUUUGCCUCCAAGUCAUCCAGAUGGCUGAAUGAAGAUUAUCUGGUCAAACGCGGGGGCACCACAGACUGGAAGCGGCAAUAUAAGCUCCGCCACAACUGGUCAGAGGGAAAUAGUGCUAUUCACGAGAUUCCGAUCGCUGAGCGCCAUUCUAUACCGCCCGUGCUUGUGCAGAUGUUCGAGGGAAUGGUAUACAUGGCAGAUCAAGACGAAGGACUACGGGCGUGGAACGCAAGUGCCCGUUCGAGACAGGUCUUUGCGCAAAUACCGUUGCCUUCGGCUAGGAUACCAAGACCGCCGACGUCGCUAGCAAUAGACGAUGAGAGCGUCAACGAGGGCACUACGCGUAUAUUGCUCGGAUAUCAAGAUGGGUCAUUCAGCAUAUAUGUCUUGAACCACGAGAGGCGCCAAUUCAGCUUGCGAUACGAACACGAGCCAUCAUCAAACGGCGUGAUCGCCGCUACAGCAAUGCGUUGGCCACAUGUGGUCACAAUGACUGCAACCCAGGUGCUAUCACUCUACCGCUUUCCGGGCGUAGAUCAUGAACACAGAUCUGUGCCUACAUCACGCCGAAAGCAAGCCGAGCUGUUGAAUCCGCCGCGAUUGCUGCACUCGUUGAAAUCGCAAUCUGUAUGGCCGCCUAUGUCCAUACAGCUGAGGACCACGCCUGCAGCUGUUACUGUCUGCGUAGCUUACGCUUUGCCAACAUACCUUUCAGGCUGGACUGUUGGACUGCAGGAAGUGAGCGUCAACACACAAGGCACACUGCUUCGUUCCCGCGUAGCUCAAGCCAUAGACCCACACUACCGCCCUUUGGCCUUCUCCAGCCGACCUACGAUGUCUCAUCUGAACCUACCGGCCAUCGAUUCAGUACCUGGACCCUCAAUAUCAGAGCUGAGGCAUAUACACUCGAAGCCGACCACCUUAUCGUAUACACACCCAUACCUGCUCGUGUCUCAUCCGGACAAUACACUAACACUCUAUCUUGUUACGUCAACCGAAGACUCUCUUUCGAUUGGCGCGGGCUCAAGGCUAUGGGGCCAUACAUCAGCAGUAUCGGGAGCACAUGUCCAGGCUCGUGGGAAAGCAGUGUCAAUCAGCAGACACGGCGACGAACUGCGGUUGUGGGAACUGGAAGGAGGAUUCAGCUCUUCUUCUGCUCGAAAGCGGCUUGCAAGUGGAGAUCUCAGUGUCAAGGUCAAGGCCGAAAGCAGCUGCUCGCCUGACCGAAGAUCCCAGAGCGGUCUUGAAGUUGAGAACAACAAUGUCGUGCGUGAUACUGGUACGCCGCCAGAUGAGACCAGUGAGCUCACGCUCACCCGAGGAUGGAUUGGAUUUGACGACGAGAGUGUGGUGGUGUUGAAAGAGCACAGCCAAGGGAAACAGGCCUUGGUAGUCUACGAUUUCACGUGA